Adelges cooleyi (spruce gall adelgid) is the source of this 3794-nucleotide messenger RNA. Its product is annotated as G-protein coupled receptor GRL101-like. Bases 185 to 3610 code for a protein of 1141 amino acids. The record is from RefSeq and is a predicted model, not a curated record. The transcript is spliced from 27 exons. Gene Ontology annotation, biological process: G protein-coupled receptor signaling pathway. Lineage: Eukaryota; Metazoa; Arthropoda; Insecta; Hemiptera; Adelgidae. Gene Ontology annotation, cellular component: membrane. Gene Ontology annotation, molecular function: G protein-coupled receptor activity; protein binding.
CCACUGUUGUUGCUUUGCGACGGUCGGCCACAGCAAAUCGUAUACCUACCAGUAGCACGUUUUCAUUCCGCUUCGGCUACAACAUCUGAACGAUCCGUAUAAGAGUCCAACGUCGCUGCCGCGCGCCGUUACCCAUGCGGUUGAAUAAUAGUUAGACGUGGAUAAUCGCAACAAAAGAACAACAAUGACGGUUUCGUAUCGCUGUUGUUUGUGGUUGGCUGUGCAAUUUUUAAUGCUUAUGUAUCCAGUCUUAUCAGGAGACAUCAAGAUUCAUACUACUCUUAUACCAAAAGCAUCCGACCACUUUCCAACUUUCACUUUGUGCCAGUCCAAUUCGACCGUGGAGAUGUUCCACUGCAACGCGACGGAGUGCAUACCUAAGUCUUUGGUGUGCAACGGUAUACCUGACUGUCAGAUGGCCCAGGACGAAUCGGUGUUCGAAUGCGGUUGUCUGCAGAACGAGUACCGGUGUAAAAACAGCUGCAUUGAUUCAGUAAAGAGAUGCGACAAGUUUGCUGAUUGCGAAGGAGCAGAGGACGAGAUCAAUUGCAAGACGCACGUUUGUCCUCCGACUCAUUUCAAGUGCGCCAAUUACUUUUGCGUGCCCACGGACAAGGUAUGCGACUUUAAAGAUGACUGCGGUGAUGGUUCGGACGAAGAGCAUUGCAAGCACAGAGAGUGUUGGUACAAAGAGUUUAAGUGUAAGAAUUCGGAGUGCGUUCGGCCAGCAUAUCUGUGUGACGGUGAGGUAAACUGCGUGGAUGGAUCCGACGAGGAAAAUUGCGACACGAGCGAUUUCGUCAAAUGCGGCACCGGGCAGCUGGUUCAUUCUGCGUUCUGGUGUGACGGAUGGCCCGAAUGCGAAGACAACCAUGCAGACGAAUUACAAUGCAACCGGACGUGCGCCACCGACCAGUUUCGGUGUCCGAACGGCAGGUGCAUUAACGAGGCCAACGUUUGUGACGGACAGUGCGAUUGUCUGUGGGACUCCAACGGGGCGUGCGCUGACGAGACUCACUGUUCGGAUUACUACUCGCUCACAGACGGGGUCGUCGUAUGCCGGCGAGGGUCGUCGCUGAAUUGUUGGAUGCCCGAGGGAUCAUCGUCCCGGUGCAUUAAGGAGCGGUACAUCUGCGACGGCCGUAACGACUGUUUCAAUGGAUUCGACGAAUUCGGUUGCGAAGAUGAAAGUUCGAAAGAUGUGGAACGUUACGAUAUGGAAGACGGUUUGUUUCAAUGUCGUGACGGUCGGUGGCUAGACAUUUCUGGUCAUGUGUGCAAUUACCGAGACGAAUGUCUGCAUGGCGACGAUGAACUUAAGUGUGGAGAACAGCCGGCUUGUAAGACCAAACAGUUCAGAUGCGACAAUGGGGAGUGUAUAGAAGGCAUCGGCCGGUGUGACGGUCACACCAACUGUUGGGACAAGAGCGACGAAAUAGGAUGUGCGAACGUGGCUUGUGUCCAAAAAGAUUGGCCCAGGUGCACGACGGGUGGACAGUGCAUUUCGCCGGAUAAGUGGUGUGAUUUCCGAAAACACUGCUCCGACGGUUCUGACGAAAGCAACUGCAAACACAGAGCGUGCGAAGUCAACGAGUUUCGGUGCGAUAAUGGACAGUGUAUACCGUUACAACACAAGUGCUUCGAUACGGGCGACGAUUCGUUGGGCUGCGCGGACAAAUCUCAUUUGAAAAACUGCAGCGAUUGGAAGUGUCACGAAGACCAGCACAAAUGCCACCGGGGACCAUGUAUAAACCAGUCUUUAGUAUGCAACGGACAAGUAGACUGCGAUAUGACGUGGGAUGACGAGGACAAUUGCACUUUCAAAUGUUCCAACGAGGCUCUCGGUUGUGACUGCCAGGAUGUACUUAUUAAUUGUACUGGUCUUGGGUUACGCGAGUUCCCGUACGACGCAGAGAAGGAGAUCACGUUUUUUCAUUUAGGAGGCAAUCGGUUCGGAGGAAAAUUGGAUGCCAAUACUUUCAAACACCUGGACCGCUUGGUUUACUUGGAUCUAUCUAACAAUUCCGUCCAACAGCUCGAACCAUUCCUUUUUUCUACGCUAUGGCGGUUGACUACGUUGAAUUUGCAAAACAACCAGAUCACUGUUUUGCGUAACGGCUCAUUUUUGGGCCUUGGCCGAGUGACAGGGCUACAUUUGCAAGGCAACAACAUUCGACAAUUAGAUUCGAUGGCGUUCCAUGGGCUAUCGUCGUUAAUGACACUGGACUUGAGCCAUCAGAACAUUUCCGAAAUCCAAUCAGAUGCUUUCGUGGGUCUCAGAUCUUUGAGACGUUUAGAUUUGUCCGAAAAUUCUCUUACUUAUUUAUCGGAUGGUACUUUUCGCGGAAUGCCUCAAGUGAUGUUCUUGGACCUCAAGAAAAACCGAUUAAGAGUAAUCGAAUCAAAUGGGUUUCAUACUAUGCCUACUUUGGAAACGCUGUUCACUGACGAAUUCCGUUUCUGUUGCUUGGCCCGGCACGUGCUACAAUGCCGUCCGCUGCCGGACGAGUUCAGCUCAUGCGAAGACCUCAUGUCCAACAUGAUGCUUCGGGUGUGCAUUUGGAUACUAGCAAUCGUCGCCAUCACUGCCAACCUGAUGGUAAUCGUGUUCCGGGCCAAAUAUAGGCAUACCAACCAGGUGCAUUCGUUUUUGAUCAUCAACUUGGCAUUGGGCGAUUUUCUCAUGGGAUCUUAUCUGCUGGUCAUCGCUGUUGUGGAUUGGUACUACCGUGGCGUGUAUUUCAUUCACGAUUCUGACUGGCGGCAGAGCUCUAUGUGCAACGUUGCCGGGUUCAUCAGCACUUUUUCAAGUGAAUUGUCCGUGUUUACGUUAACGGUCAUUACUUUGGAACGACUGCUGGUCAUCAUAUUUCCAUUCAAAGUCCGUCGCCUGCAAAUGGAUUGCACCCGUAUGCUGAUGGCUAUUUGCUGGUUACUGGCUAUUGUUAUUUCCGUCAUUCCCCUAUUCAACAUCCACUAUUUCAGAAAUUUUUACGGACGUUCCGGUGUUUGCUUAGCGUUACACAUUACUCCCGACAAACCCAAUGGUUGGGAGUACUCGGUGUUCAUAUUUUUAUUCGUCAACUUGGGAUCAUUGUUGCUGAUCUCCGGCAGUUAUUUGUGGAUGUUCUUCGUAGCCAAGACUACCCACCGAGCUACAGAAAAUCUCAUAAGACAUCGCGCGCUCAGCGAAUCCGCGAUGGCGUGGCGUAUGAGCUUGCUUGUAGCUACGGAUGCUGCGUGUUGGGUGCCUAUUAUAGGAUUGGGUCUCUGGUCUUUAGCCGGAUUUACUGUACACCCACAGGUAUUCGCCUGGGUGGCAGUGUUCGUGUUACCGCUAAACGCCGCCGUCAAUCCCGUCCUGUAUACUUUGUCUGCGGUGCACAUGCUUCGUCGAAGGGUCACCACCAACAGGGCCGUGUCGUUCAGGAGAUCUUUGACCAACGACCCGAAGCGUACCAUGUCCACCACCAUGGUGCCUCCGUCCACAAAUUAUACUGGAGAAGUGGUAACGUUUUCGUUGGUCAGCAAAAUUCCGCCCAGAAGUCCGGAAAUCGUCGAAACAGAAAUGACCGAGAACGGUCUGGCCACAGUGGGCAAAAUGAUAUGAAACACGCCAGCGGACAGACUAUGAGACCGGCUGCUUAAAUCAGUUUGAUGGUUUGGUAUCCAAAUCACUCAGUGUUUCCCGCCAAAAAGGCGGUACUGUUGGUGUGAUUUUUUUUAAAAUUUAAAACUAAGCUUAACUUAUAAAAAAUGUAUAUUAUUUGUUAUAAUGUAAAAUUAAAUAACUA